AAAUACAAAUAAUAAAUAACUAUUAUUUACGCUUUAUGGACGUUGGUUUUCAGUUUUUUUUUUUAUUCUUAAUGAAUUUCCAUGGACCAUAGCUCUGCACACAGAACCAGAGAUUCUUCCUCUCCCAUGGGCUAAGUGAAAAAAAAAAACAGGUAUAACUCUCAAUCUGCAGUUAUGGCUAAAGAAGACAUAAGUGCUCGAAAAGGCUCUCCAGUUAAGGCAGUUAAUGGAGACUAUAGCUGCAAGUCAUGUGCAGAAGGAAUCAGUUGCAGAACAGUGAGAUCGAGAACGAAGCUGAUGAACGUUCUGAUAGAAUGUGGAAGGCCACACGAAGUGGAAACCGUCUUCAGAACUUUGAUAGAUGCAGGCCAUAAACCGUCCUUGAUCACAUACACGACUCUCCUUGCUGCAACGACGGUUCAGAAGCAUUACGGCUCGAUACGCUCCAUAAUCUCACGGGUCGAACGGAGCGGGACAAAACCGGACUCAAUCUUCUUCAACGCAGUGAUAAACGCCUUCUCUGAAUCGGGGGAAAUGGACGACGCGUUGGGAACUUUGUCGAAAAUGAAAGAACUCGGUCUGCAACCCACCACCAGCACGUACAACACGUUGAUCAAAGGGUAUGGAAUCGCUGGCAGGCCCGAGAUUUCGUCAGAGCUGUUGGAUUCGAUGCUUGAAGAUGAGAAUAGCGGCGUCAGGCCCAAUCUCAGAACGUUUAACGUGCUCAUUCAAGCUUGGUGCAGGCAAAACAACGUCGAGGAGGCGUGGAAUGUGGUCCGUAAGAUGGAAGGAUGCGGAAUUCAGCCUGAUACAGUGACUUACAACACGAUAGCAACGUAUUAUGUGCAGAAAGGGGAGACCAGGAGAGCAGAAGAGGUGGUGGUUGAGGAGAUGAUGAUGAAGAAGAAGAAUAAGCAGAAAGUGAAGGUGAAUGGAAGAACUUGUGGGAUUUUGGUUGGAGGGUAUUGCAGAGAAGGGAAAGUGAGAGAUGGAUUGAGAUUUGCCCGUAAAAUGAAAGAUUUGGGAGUGUAUCCGAAUCUUGUGGUACUCAACUCUUUGAUCAAAGGUUUUACUGAGGUCAUGGACCGUGAUGGCAUCUAUGAGGUUCUAAGCCUGAUGAAAGAGUGCAAGGUCAAGCCUGAUGUAAUAACAUACAGCACAGUGAUGAACGUUUGGAGCUCAGCAGGGUACAUGGACAAAUGUGCACAAGUGUUCGAAGAGAUGAUCAAUGCCGGAGUCAGACCAGACGCUCACGUUUACAGCAUUCUCGCAAAAGGGUACAUUAGGGGGAAAGAACCCGAGAAGGCCGAAGAGAUUCUGGAGAGGAUGAUCGAAUCGAAACAUGAAUGCAGACCCAACGUCGUGAUCUUCACCACUGUGAUCAGUGGGUGGUGCAGUGGCAGAAGGAUGGAAGAUGCCAUUAGGGUUUUCGAUAAGAUGUGUGAAUUCGGGGUUUCGCCUAACCUGAAGACGUUCGAGACGUUGAUGUGGGGUUACUUGGAGGCCAAGAAACCAUGGAAAGUGGAAGAGGUGUUGCAGUUGAUGAGAGAGUUCGGUGUCAAGCCCGAGAAAUCAACAUUCAUGCUGUUAGCAGAAGCUUGGCGUGUAGCUGGAAUGGCGGAAGAGUCUGACUUUGUGCUUAAUGCAUUGAAGAGCGGAGAGAUACCCAUUGACAGGUUAGAGAAGCUUUACCAGAAGCAGACAUGGAGCUGUAACCAGUUGCAGAUUCCGGUCGGAAAAUGGGCAAUGUCGACUGUCAAAUCCAUGAUGAGCCUAUCUGUUCAGACGGGUAAACUCGGAGCUAGGGCACGUAUCAUUUGCCAGAAGCAGUCUCAAGGGCAAUUUGGGAUCUACAACCAGCUUGCUUCACAUUCAUGUACAGUGUUUCUGAACUGAAGAACCCAAAAAAAGGACUGGCUCCACCCUGUUGUCCAUGUUCAUGUCUGAAGCUGAAGAUUUGAACCUCAUUCUCCUUCUUCGUCUUCUUUUGUUGAAAUUUAUGUGUUUAAUACUAUGAAAACUCACUCUGUGUACAUUCAUAUAAGAUUUGUUAUAUAUAUAUAUAUAUAUCACAGUUCUUACACA
Messenger RNA from Tarenaya hassleriana, 2085 nucleotides. Its product is annotated as pentatricopeptide repeat-containing protein At5g25630. The transcript is spliced from 4 exons. Gene Ontology annotation, molecular function: protein binding. Bases 175 to 1896 code for a protein of 573 amino acids. NCBI's taxonomy places the organism in Eukaryota, Viridiplantae, Streptophyta, Magnoliopsida, Brassicales, Cleomaceae. The record is from RefSeq and is a predicted model, not a curated record.